This is a messenger RNA of Cololabis saira (Pacific saury), 1977 nucleotides long. Its product is annotated as pinin-like. NCBI's taxonomy places the organism in Eukaryota, Metazoa, Chordata, Actinopteri, Beloniformes, Belonidae. The record is from RefSeq and is a predicted model, not a curated record. The transcript has a single exon. Bases 1 to 1977 code for a protein of 658 amino acids.
AUGCCUUUUAACGGACGUCCAAGACCCAGACAGGGAUUUGUGAGCUCUCCCAGGGAUGGAGCUCCUAACGGAGGUCCAAGACACAGACAGGGAUUUGUGAGCUCUCCCUGGUAUGGAGCUCCUAACGGACGUCCAAGGCCCAGACAGGGAUUUGUGAGCUCUCCCUGGUAUGGAGCUCCUAACGGAGGUCCAAGACCCAGACAGGGAUUUGUGAGCUCUCCCUGGGAUGGAGCUCCUAACGGACGUCCAAGGCCCAGACAGGGAUUUGUGAGCUCUCCCUGGGAUGGAGCUCAGUCCCGGGUCUCAGAUGAUUUUCGCCAACUCCAAAUGGAGAUUGAAGACUGCAAAAAAGAAAAUACUGUCCUGACCGACGGCAGCGAUAAACUGGAGUAUAUUAGAAAUAUAUUAGGAAUAGUAGAGCGUGAAGAGGAAAUGGAAAGAAUGAUGAUCAACAAGAACUUGGACAGGGAAAGAGAAAUCGAGGUUGCAAAUGAGAAAAUGACCCUGGAAGAACUAAAAAGACAGACUGAGAUGACAGAGAUGUUUAAGGUAAAGCUGGAGAAAAAGGAUUUCUUUCUUGCUCAAGAAAAAUACUUUAAGGAAUCAGCAGAGAAAGAUUCCCUUGUAUAUGUGAAAAAAAUCAAAGACGCUGAAACUCGUUUGGAGGCUGAACGCCAGCUCACACUGGACUGUAAAGGAGAACUCAAUCAGUGCAAAGGCAUUAUUGAGGAUCUAGUUCAGUCGUCCAAAACGCUUGAAAAAGACGGUGAGGUUAAGUCCAAGCAGGAAGAGGCCCAUAAGUUGGUCCUUGAUGAAAUAGAAAAAUUAAAAAAGCAACUGGAAGAAGAAACAAACUCACAUCUUGAUCUGAUAUCUAAACUGGAGGCACAGGAAACAUUGAAAUCGAAUGUACAGUUCAAGAUUGCAGAGCUCACAGAGGAAAUGAAAUUUGUCCUGGAAACUUCUGAGUCUUCUGCAACAGAAAACCUCUCAGAAAUGAUAAGUGUCUCAUCACAAACUGACAAUGCUUCUUUGGAAAAUGUAUCAGAACCUUCAGAACCAGAGAGGGUGUCUGAACAAGAAGCUGAGAAAUCAUCACCAACGGAGCCUGAACACAGCAAAGACAAGAUGUUAGAAGUUGUUGUAGAGAAUAGCAACAAUGAACUUAACCAAGACUUUGCUGCAAACGUGGGGGUGUCAGGCCCAGAAGAGGUCUCUGAGCUGAAAAUGACCACUGAAUCGCAAUUGGUUUCUGAAGUUUCUGAACAAAAAGCCAAGAAGCGUAGACGCAGAAAAAAGAAAAAGCCAGAGCAAUCUGACGAUGCAAAUCAACCUGAAGAUGGUGUACCGACAGCAGACUUGGUGAUUGAUGUAGAACUCACCGAAGAAAGUAACCAGCCUGAGGUCGGUGAUAACUUGGCUGAAAAAGUGGGAGACCCUGAACCAGAAGAGUUGUCCAAACCGGUACCAACCCCUGAAACAGCAUUGGUCUCUAAACAGGAUGGGGUUGCUGGACAAAAAGCCAAGAAGCGUAGGCGCAGAAAGAAGAAGUCAAAAAAAUCUGAGGAUGUUAAUCAGGUCAUUGAUUACCUACCUCAAUCAGAAGAUGGUAUACCAACACCAGACUUGAUGAUUUUGCAAGAGUUGGCAAUAAAAGUAGGAGUUGCAGAACCAGAGGGCGUCUCUGAGCUGGUGGGGGCCGAUGAAAAGGUCACUGAAACAGCAUUGGUCUCUGAACACGAUGGGGUUUCUGAGCAAGAAGCAAAGAAGCAGAGACCAAGAAGGAAUAACGGGUCAGUAAUUACUGAGAAUUUGAAACAAUUUGAAGUAAUUGAAGGACUCCCUGAACCGAAGGAUGCUGUUAUAAAAGAGGACACCAAAAUGGUAUAUAAUCCUUCACUGUGGAGACAAUUUAAGAAGUUCCUCACCCCGGCAUGUCUGCGUCAGUACAAGCACAAGAACACAGUCCAAGAUUGA